UGUCAGGCAGAGAAGAAGAAGUUAGGCUCUAACCAAAGUUUCAGUAGCAGUUUCAAUGAGCGUAUCACAGAGGUCACUGGUGGAAACAUUGAUGGAGCUGAUAUCCUAUUUCAAGGCCAAUCAAACCCCUCUGUCUAUAACAGCUGGCUUAACUCACUGAAAGACAUCCCUGAUGUGGUCCGAUACAAUUUAAAGCCCCUGCACACCAUACUGCCAAGUGGUCAUCCUGCCAGCGCCGGACUGAAGAAAGAGGUGGAGACGUACAUCAAGAAAAAUGCAGUGUUGAAGAAAUGCUCAGAAAGCUGUAAGAUUGGGCAGAGGUCCAACAAAAGGGACGUGUGUGCUUGUGUUUGCAACAGAAAUCAUCAUAUCGCGGCCAACUGCUGUCCUGCUGGGAAAGGUCUUGCAACAUUAAAGGUCUUCAAGCUCUAUGCACGAGGUCUGUAUGGUGAUACCUGGAGUCAGACAGAUGGUUCAGUCCAGGUGACAUACGGUGUUCAGAAUAAGCGCACUGACAUCAUCAGUAACAAUGACAAUCCUAAAUGGUCAGACAUAUUUGAAUUUGGACCCAUAACCAUCAACAUGAAAGAUAAACUUAAGUUCAGUAUUUAUGAUGAGGAUAGUUACUGGAACAGUGAUCUUCUCGGUGAGUGUUCAUUUAAUCUGCGUAGUGGGAAGGUGAGUGACACUUGUAUGUUAGACCAUGGUACCUUCUACUUCUCCUACAUAGUAGAGUGCGCAGAAGGUCUUAGUGGUAACCGAUGUCAAGAGUACACACCCUCCCCCAUGAGUCCCUCUCUGACCAAACUCUUCUAUACCCGAAAUGGGGUCCUUCUUGGAGAGAUGAGGAAGAAGAAAGCUAAAUCAGUCAGUCAGGUUGAGGUCAGAUCAGGUGAUGAGUGA
Micropterus dolomieu (smallmouth bass) is the source of this 903-nucleotide messenger RNA. RefSeq names its product perforin-1-like. Lineage: Eukaryota; Metazoa; Chordata; Actinopteri; Centrarchiformes; Centrarchidae. The annotation marks the transcript as partial. The record is from RefSeq and is a predicted model, not a curated record. The transcript has a single exon.